Messenger RNA from Dioscorea cayenensis subsp. rotundata (Guinea yam), 933 nucleotides. RefSeq names its product ankyrin repeat-containing protein P16F5.05c-like. Gene Ontology annotation, molecular function: protein binding. The record is from RefSeq and is a predicted model, not a curated record. NCBI's taxonomy places the organism in Eukaryota, Viridiplantae, Streptophyta, Magnoliopsida, Dioscoreales, Dioscoreaceae.
AACCAAAUGGUUCGGAAUUGGGUUACAGGUUUGGUGUCAAGCUGUGAAAUUAAGAAAGUGAGAAGCAAGUGAGAGUGCAGGCUCGGGCGUCCCCAAGCGCUCUAUUUUGUGUGGCGAUUCACAGAAGGGGCAAUCUUUCAGAUCAAUUUCCAAAGGGAAAAAAAAAACUCCUCUCCGGCGCAACAUGGGCCUGCCGCUGAACUCCACCUCGUCACAACAAUCCAAUACCAACGAGACCACCUCUCCUGACCAAAUCCAGGACCUGCUUGAGGCUGCUAGAUAUGCAGACAUGGAUGAUGUGAGGAGCUUGUCAUCUGCAGGUGUUUCUCUGGAUUCCAAAGAUUCUCAAGGACGAACAGCACUUCAUAUGGCUGCUGCAAAUGGCCAUCUUGACAUCGUGGAGUAUCUCUUGCAAAAUGGAGUGGAUGUCAAUGCUUCAAACGCAGAAAAGAACACUCCUUUGCAUUGGGCUUGCCUCAAUGGUCAUACAGAGGUUGCCAGGGCUCUGAUCCGAGGAGGAGCCUCCAUGAGCAUGCUUAAUAGCUAUGAACGGACACCGAUGGAUGAGGCAGUGAGCCAGGGAAAGUUGGAGUUGGUUGAUGCAAUCAGCGCGGUAGCUGAGUUUGAACUAAAUGGUGUUGAACUUUCUUAAGAAACUAAGAUGAAAAGCAUCGCAAAGACUAAUCCAAGGGGUUUUUUUAAAUUUUUAUUUUUAGUAUCAUAUGCAGAUUUUAUUUUUAGGUGUUUUGAAGUAAUUUCUAAAUUAGUGUCUAUCAAUGUAAUCCUAAUAGUAAUGUAAAACAAAGUGGGAUUUACUUGAAUCAUAUUAGUGGUAUUUGGUACUAGGGGAAAUCUGGUGGAAGAAUUGAAGUUAAAUUUGCUUUGGUUAAAGAAAAGCAGAGGGGAUUGAAAAAAAUGAAAUCUAUCAGGGUU